Molecule: messenger RNA, 993 nt
Organism: Ilex paraguariensis (yerba mate)
Lineage: Eukaryota; Viridiplantae; Streptophyta; Magnoliopsida; Aquifoliales; Aquifoliaceae
Source: the annotation of a GenBank genome assembly
AUGGCAAGCUAUUCAGGUAAAGGUGCACCUUCAAAUGGGUCCGUAUAUGUUUGCAACCUACCUCCUGGCACUGAUGAAAGCAUGUUAGCCGAAUAUUUUGGCACAAUUGGGCUGUUAAAGAAAGACAAAAGAACGGGUCGACCAAAGGUAUGGUUAUACCGAGACAAGGUAACAAAUGAACCGAAGGGGGAUGCUACAGUGACAUAUGAGGAUCCACAUGCUGCACAAGCUGCCACUGAAUGGUUCAACAACAAGGACUUCCAUGGAACUACCAUUGGAGUCUUUAUAGCAGAGUCAAAGAGCAAAGAUGACCACUCGUAUAACUCAGAGAAUCUUGUUAAUGAUCCGAAUGCUGGUGGUGAUUUUGGUGGACUAGAGGAAAGUGACAGGGAUGUAAAUGGAAGCGGUGGUAGAGGUAGAGGUCGGGGUGAUGCUUCAGGAAAGGCAUGGCAACAAGAGGGUGACUGGACAUGUCCGAAUACAAGUUGUUCCAAUGUAAACUUUGCGUUUCGUGGUGUGUGCAACCGUUGUGGAAGCGCUCGACCUGCUGGUGCUUUUGGGGGUGGUGCUGGGUCUGGUGGUCGGGGGAGGGGCCGUGGUGCUCCUGACGCAGGGGGGGCUAGCCGUGCAGUUGGUGGUCCUCCAGGUCUUUUUGGCCCAAAUGAUUGGCCCUGUCCAAUGUGUGGCAAUAUCAAUUGGGCAAAGCGUGGAAAAUGCAACAUCUGCAACACCAACAAACCUGGUCUCAGUGAGGGUGGUGUGAGGGGAGGGCGUGGCGGAGGUUACAAAGAACUUGAUGAAGAAGAAAUAGAGGAAACCAAACGACGCCGGCGGGAGGCCGAAGAAGAUGAUGGUGAACUGUAUGAUGAGUUUGGCAACCUCAAGAAGAAGUUUCGUGCCAAAACACAGCAAGCUGAAGCUGGUCAGGGGCUCCCUGGUGCUGGACGGGCAGGAUGGGAGGUGGAGGAACUAGGUAUUAUUUGUUACUUUUAA